Molecule: messenger RNA, 1482 nt
Organism: Rattus rattus (black rat)
Lineage: Eukaryota; Metazoa; Chordata; Mammalia; Rodentia; Muridae
Product: heat shock factor protein 3-like
Biological process (GO): regulation of DNA-templated transcription
Molecular function (GO): DNA-binding transcription factor activity; sequence-specific DNA binding
Source: RefSeq, a predicted model, not a curated record
AUGGAGCACUUCCGCAAGACAGUGGUUCCUCACUUUCUCACUAAACUCUGGGUGUUAGUAGUAGACUCCACUCUCUUGGACCAUGUGAUUCGCUGGAGCAAGGAUGGUCACAGCUUUCAGAUUGUGAAUGAAGAAACCUUUGCCAAAAGAAGUAUACCAAAAUAUAAACAUAACAAAAUAGCCAAGCUUUGUUUCGACAGCUCAACAUAUGGUUUCCGAAAAGUGAUUGCACUGCAGAGUGAAAAGACUAGCCUGGAGAAUAAAAUAACUAUUGAAUUUCAGCAUCCACUUUUCAAAAGGGGAGAAGCCUUCCUUCUUGCAAACAUUAAGCGAAAGGUGCCAACAAUAAAAACUGAAGAUGCCAACCUCUACUCUGAUGAGUUUCAGAAAAUUAUGGCUGAAAUACAAGAGUUCAAAGACAUGCAGAAGAACAUGGAUACCAGAUAUGCACAAAUGAAACAAGACUAUUCCAAUCUAUGUCUUGAAGUUACAAACCUAAGAAAGAAGUACUGUGAGCAACAACAACUGUUGACACAGGUACUCCAUUUUAUCUUGAAUUUGAUGAGUGAAAACCAUACAGUACUAAAAAAGAGGAAAAGGUCAUUAUCAUUCAUAUCUGAAGCCUCAGAUUCUGAAUUGGAUCAUCAGUAUCUCCAUAUUCCAGAGGACAAGAAGAAGGAAGCUAUGGAGAUAUUAAAAGAUGGAUAUGAACUUAUUGAAGACAAAUAUAAAAGUCUCCUUGAUAGAGUCUUACCAAUUUUAAAAGAACCCAAAAGUUUAAUUUCAUCUGCAGACCAGCCAAGUGGGGAUGAUGGAACACUCCUGAAAGUGUCCGUUCAGGAUAAACCUACAGAUGAAGAGUCGCUGACCAUUCAGUUGGAUUUGACCAUACCAGUUUUACCAGAACAAAUAACUCAAGAAUCCGUUGAACAAGAACCUAAGGAUAUUUCUUUGGAAUUAGAUCUUUCUUCCCAGGAUUCACCUUUGAUGAAAGAUGACUCAGACAAUCUGUAUAACAAUAUAAUUAACAGGGAUAAAAUGAAUAUGAAUCAGACUGAAGGAAAUUUGUUAGAGCUAAAUUCGAUACUAUCUUGGAAGGGAGUGGAUUAUGAUUCUGAUCAUUUCAGUGAGAGUCUAAAUCUGAUGCAAAAUGAAGAAGAGAAAAGUCCGCUUGAUCCCAAUGAGGGAAAAGACAAACAUAUGAUACAAUGCAUGGAAAAACCGGAGCUUUUCCUUUUGGAUGGGACACCAAUAUGUGACUUUGGAGAAAAUCUUCAAGAUUAUGACAUACUUUUGGAUGAUCUGGAGGACCCCCCAAAUGUCAUAUCAGCUUUGUGUGACCAUGAUUAUGUAACCUCCAAUAUUUCCACUCCACAAGAAGAUAAUACUGAAAAUGAUACUCCCCCAUUUUAUAUGGAAGCCAAUGGGGAAUCCAGUGUGUUCCCUUUUCUCUUUCUUAACCCUGUUAGUAAUAUUUUUUGA